Messenger RNA from Neltuma alba, 3078 nucleotides. Its product is annotated as mediator of RNA polymerase II transcription subunit 25. The record is from RefSeq and is a predicted model, not a curated record. Gene Ontology annotation, biological process: positive regulation of transcription by RNA polymerase II. Bases 251 to 2650 code for a protein of 799 amino acids. The transcript is spliced from 16 exons. Gene Ontology annotation, cellular component: transcription regulator complex; mediator complex. Lineage: Eukaryota; Viridiplantae; Streptophyta; Magnoliopsida; Fabales; Fabaceae.
UAGUCACCUGACGCAGUUUUCCCAGCCCAGCUCCCGGCCAGGUCGUUACACUUUUCUCUGCGCGCUUCUAAACCAAGAAGCAAGCCUUGUUGGGAGUUCGCCGAUUUGUUAUAACCACCAACCUUUCCGUUCAGAGCGCGGGGUCGCUCGCUGGCCAUUGCCGGAGAGAAUAAGCUACGGCUAAUCAGAGUGAUCGUUUGGCUUAGACGCACUUCACUUUACUGCGUGUCUCCAAGACUCAGAAUCGAUCAUGGCGGAGAAACAGCUGAUUGUCGUAGUCGAAAGCACCGCUGCUAUGGGACCGUAUUGGCAAACCAUUCUUGCGGAUUACCUUGAUAAGAUAAUAAGGUCUUUUGGUGGAAAUGACUCAGCUGGCCAGAAGCCUUCGACUUCCAAUGUUGAGUUUGCAUUAGUCACCUUUAGUACUCGUGGAUGUUAUUCUGCUUGCCUUUCGCAACGGAGUGGCUGGACAAGGGACCUUGAUACAUUCUUCCAAUGGCUUUCAGGUCUACCCUUUGUUGGUGGUGGUUUUGAUGAUGUCGCAAUGGCAGAAGGGCUCUCUGAAGCUCUCAUGAUGUUCCCCACUUCUAAAAAUGGAAGCCAGAAUCAACAGAAUGUGGACUUGCAAAAGCACUGCAUUCUUGUUGCAGCAAGCAAUCCAUAUUCUUUGCCGACACCAGUUUAUGUACCACGACCACAGAAUUUAGAUCAAGGUGAAACCAUAGAAUCAGAUGCAGGGAAUCAUGUACAUGAUGCCGAAGCUGUUGCUAAAGCAUUUCCUCAGUGUUCUGUUUCUCUAUCUGUUAUCUGUCCAAAGCAGCUCCCCAAAGUUAAAGCCAUUUACAAUGCGGGAAAGCGAAACAGCCGCACAGCUGAUCCACCUGUUGAUACAAAGAACUCCCAUUUUCUUAUUUUAAUAUCUGAAGGUUUCAGGGAAGCCCGUUCUGCUUUGAGCCCUUCUGGGAUCACAACUGUACCUUCAAAUCAGAGUCCUGUCAAAGUGGAUGCAGGCCCUGUUGCACCAGUUACUGGGACAGUACCUACUUCUAUGCCACAAGUUAAUGGAUCUAUCACAAACCGGCAACCAAUUUCUGUGGGCAAUAUUGGCACUGCUACUAUAAAAGUGGAGCCCGUUCCUGUUACUUCCAUGGUUACAGGACCUACUUUUCCUCAUAUGCCAUCAGUUCCACGUGCUCCUAGUCAAGGUGUCCCAAGCUUGCAGACUUCGUCUCCGUCUUCUGCUUCUCAAGAUAUUAUGGCAAGUAAUGAAAAUACACAGGAUGUAAAGCCCAUGAUGUCAGUGUCACAGCCCUUGCGCCCAGUGGGUCCUGCUCAAGCAAAUGUCAACAUUCUUAACAAUCUUUCUCAAGCACGACAGGUGCUAAGUGGAGGAACCUCAAUGGGACUUCAGUCAAUGGGUCAAACUCCUGUGGCUAUGCACAUGUCGAACAUGAUAUCCAGCGGAAUGGCAUCUUCUGUACCUGCUGUUCAAAAUGUAUUUUCAUCAGGACAGUCAGGCAUAAAUUCAAUAACUAGUUCUGGAUCUCUCACUGGUUCCAUGCAGGUUGGAGCAAACUCAGGUCUUGGUUCAUUAACUUCAGCCACGUCAAAUUUGUCUGGAAGUUCAAAUAUUGGGAUUUCACAACCACUGGGAAAUCUGCAAGGUACUGUUAGUAUGGGUCAGCCAGGGUUAGCCAUGAGCCAAGGAAACAUUGGCGGCGCCCAAAUGGUGCAAAGUGGAGUUAACAUGAACCAAAAUGUGAUGAGUAGCCUUGGUCCAUCAGUUGUCUCUUCUGGGACUGGUACAAUGAUUCCUACUCCCGGAAUGUCUCAGCAAGUACAACAGGGAAUGCAACCACUUGGUGUGAAUAAUGCAGCAGCUAAUAUGCCUUUACAACAACAGACCUCAGGUGCUAUGCAAUCUACACAAUCAAAAUAUGUGAAGGUUUGGGAGGGAAGUUUAUCUGGGCAAAGACAAGGACAGCCUGUAUUUAUCACCAGACUAGAGGGGUAUCGGAGUUAUUCAGCUUCUGAGUCGCUUGCAUCGAACUGGCCACCAACAAUGCAAAUAGUUCGUCUUAUAUCUCAAGAUCACAUGAAUAACAAGCAAUACGUUGGAAAGGCAGAUUUCCUAGUUUUUCGGGCUAUGAACCCACAUGGAUUUCUUGCUCAGCUUCAGGAAAAGAAGCUGUGUGCAGUAAUCCAAUUACCAUCACAGACGUUGCUACUAUCUGUCUCUGAUAAAGCCUGCCGCUUGAUUGGGAUGCUUUUUCCUGGGGACAUGGUGGUAUUUAAGCCACAAUUAUCCAGUCAGCAGCAGCAACAAAUGCAACAGCAACAGCAGCAGCAGCAGCAACACCAGCAGAUGCAGCAGCAGCAGCAUCUUACACAGAUGCAACAACAGCAGCCACAGCAGGUUGCCCACAUGCAGCAACAGCAACUUCCUCAGCUGCAACAACCACAGCAGCAGCAACUUCCUCCGGUGCAGCAGCAACAACUCUCCCAGCUGCAGCAGCAGCAACUCCCGCAGCUUCAGCAGCAGCAGCAGCACUCCCGCAGCUGCAGCAGCAGCAGCAGCUUCCUCAGCUUCAGCAAUUGCAACAUCAGCAGCAGAUUCCUCAGCAACAGCAAUUGGUUGGUGCAGGAAUGAGUCAAGCGGCGUACGUUCAAGGUUCAGGACGGUCACAACUGGUGUCUCAGGGACAGGUAUCAUCGCAAGGUGCACCCAACAUGGGUGGAGGUGGAUUCAUGAGUUAGCUUAGUUUUGCAUUUAGUUCCCCAAUAAUCUAUUAGAGUAACGAUCUACGAGUCUUUAGCUUAAUGUUAUUUGAAGCAUUGGGCCCUUGGCAUUGAUAGUGUUAGGUUCAAUUUCAGAUUGCAAUGGUAUAGUCUUGGGAUGAUGUCUUUUGCCGAUGAACCAUGAAGAUUUAUGCAGGAAACACUACCGUUAGAAUGUUAAUAACUAAAUGGAAGUUUGCUAGCUAGAUGCUGUGGCAUGUCACCCUUCCCCAUGUUUAUAUGCGCGUAUUUGGGUGAUAAAUAUGUUUUUGAAACUAAAUCGGUAAAGAAAUUAUUCAA